Molecule: messenger RNA, 714 nt
Organism: Ipomoea nil (Japanese morning glory)
Lineage: Eukaryota; Viridiplantae; Streptophyta; Magnoliopsida; Solanales; Convolvulaceae
Exons: 4
Coding region: 1-714 (237 amino acids)
Source: RefSeq, a predicted model, not a curated record
AUGGUUGAUGAGUCGAGAGAGAUAUCAGUUAAAGAGCAGAUAAUUGUGUUCAUUCGGUUUGUGGAUUCAAGUGGGCAUAUUGUUGAGCGUCUUCUUGGCAUUACUCAUGUUCUUGACACUACUUCUACGUCUCUUAAAGUAGCCAUUGAAGAUCUUCUAACAAGGCAUGGUUUAAACAUUUCAAGAAUAAGAGGUCAAGGCUAUGAUGGAGCAACACUUGUAGGUGUUGCAAAGGAAAAUGAAGAUGUUGGAGAUUUUUUUAUCAUUGUCUCUGAUACAAUUGAAACAAGAACUGGUUUGAAUCAAGAAGCAGUUUUACAACGUCCUGGUGAUACACAUCGGGGAUCUCAUUACGGUGCACUUCUGAGCAUUGUCACAUUAUUUUCCCAAGUGAUUGAUGUUAUUGACGAAAUAAGGCAGGAUCUAAAACAAAGGGUAGAAGCAUUUAGAAAUUCAUUUGCUAGGUUUGAUAAGGAUAGAUUAGUUCGAUUGGCACUGUUAUAUCCAAAUGAUUUUUCUAAUAUUGAACUUGAAUUACUAGAUAACCAACUGCAGACUUAUUUUGUUGAUGUGACUUCUGAUCCUGCUUUCUCUAAAUUGGAUGGUAUUGAUGAAUUAGCUAAAAAAAAUGGUGGAAACGAGAAGACAUUUAGACUAUACAUUGGUGUAUUUGCAUUUAAAGUUGUCUUUGAUCCUACCGGUUGCAACUACUAG